CCCGGGCAGCCGGCCGGACGCUGUGCCGCCGCUCCCGGCUCGGGCCCUGCGCGGGCUGUGCCUGCGGCUGCCUGGCCCCGGCUACAGCCGCCCUGUGCGCCUCGGUGGGGGCCGGUAGCGCGGCUCCCAUUAUGGUCAGCCAUGGCGUGGCUGGCGGGCGGGCUGGCGGAGUUGCGCUGGUGGGCACUGGUCGCCCUAUUCGUGGCGGCGCUGGCUACCCUGGCUGUCUACCUAGUGCAAUAUGCGCUGCUGGCCCUGCGGCGGAGUCGGCCGCCGCCUCGGCCACUGCCGCCGGCGCUGCAGCGGGACGACCUACUAGAGGAGGGUGAUACGGUGCUGGCGUGGGCGCUGUCGCUGGGCAGCUGGCGACGACAGUGGCGACGGGCCUGGGUGGCGGCGCUCAACGCCGAAGCGGCGACGAGGACGGAUUCAGAGUUGCUUACGUUUGAGGAAGAUGACCCACCGGAAUCACUUGAACUAGCAGUUAAACAAGUUGUUAGCAUUGUAAAGUCAGCUCAAGAGAAGGUCAUUUCUUGCAAUGUCGUGGGAGAUUCUGUUAAAUUUGUUUUCACUGUCUCUCGUACUUCACCCCCAGCUUCAGAAGGUCAGUCAUACAGCGUGAAACUGUCUCCACUUCAUUUGCAGCUUCAGCUCUGCAUGAAAGACAAAGGAGAAGAUGUCAAAGUUGAGUGGUUCCUCAUCAAUGCAAAUGAAACCAACUUUGAAAUCCAGCCAGCAGUGCAGGAGGGACAGACAGCAGGGACAUGUGCAAUAUCUGAAACACUUAGAGAUGUUUUGAAGAACCUCUUCAGCUUGGUUUCUCCAUCUGUAGUGUUGAGCUCAAGACCUACAGAUAUAAAGGAAGUUCAGAAUGUACAGAACAUAAGCCUUCUCCCUCAGGGCACUAGUCCGCCCAAACCUCCAAGGGCUCAUGAACUCAAACUGCUGGUGAAGAACAUCGCGGUAAACCUAACCGAUCACAGUGCUGCAGGCAGCACAAACCUUGUGUGUAUAGUUCAGUUGAAUGACCCUAUGCAGAAGUUUUCCAGCUCUGUAGCCAAAAAUGCUGUAAAUCCCUUUUGGAAGGAAGAGUUUAUCUUUGAACUAAGUGCCAAAUCAAAAGCAUUGCAACUGCAAAUAGUAGAAGAUGGAAAGUUGGAACAUCCUUUGUCUGCAAAGGCAACCAUACCUUUGGACUUGUUCAGGAAACAACCUUCUGGCCAGCAAAGCUUUGCACUCAACAAGACCAGUGAUAGCAGCCCAGAGCCAGGGCUUGGGCUGGGAUCCAUUAGUGCAGAGUUCUCUUUUAUAGAACCCAGUGAAUUAAAAACAUGGCAAGUCUCUUCUUCACUGCCAGCCACUAAAAUAGAAAAGGAUCGCACUGUGAUGCCCUGUGGGACUGUGGUCACUACUGUAACUGCUGUGAAAACCAAACCUCGUCUAGAAGGGAGGUCAUCUCCACUGAGCACAGAUUCUCCUGUGAAAACUCCAGUUAAAGUAAAGGUGAUUGAAAAGGAUGUCUCUGUUCAAGCUAUCCAUUCUCAUGGUGCUCCAGUCAGCAAAACUUUAUCAUCUUCAGAUACAGAACUGCUGGUGCUGAAUGGCACUGAUCCUGUUGCAGAAGCAGCCAUUCGGCAGCUAAGUGAGUCUGCAAAGCAAAAGCUGAAGUCGCCUAGAAAGAAAAGCACCAUUAUCAUAUCAGGGGUGUCCAAGACCUCUUUAUCUCAGGACAGUGAAGCUGCACUGAUGAUGGACUAUGCUGCAGCUAUGGACAGCUCCUGCAAAGCAGAUCCACCAACCGUGGAAAAAUCUGUUGCCAAAGUAACCUCUGAUGAAGAGCUGUCAUUAGGUACUUCAGAAGCAGUACCUGGUAGUGACCCACAGCAAAGUGCCCAUAAAGCUUGGAAUUUGGAGAAUGGCAGCCAACAGUGGGACACCAACACACUCUUAGACCAGACCUGUGAAGAAAUAUCUUGCAGCUCAUUAAGUGUUUCAGAAACUGGGAGCAUGAAAAAAUCUAAAGGUGGGAUUUUGAAAAAAAGUGCAAAGCUCUUUUUCCGUCGGCGACAUCAUCAGAAGGAUCCGGGCAUGAGCCAGUCACACAAUGACCUCGUCUACUUGCAGCAGCCGCUCUCGGAAGAAACGCGCAAGAAGGGGGGCACGCUCUCACGUAUCCUGAACAGAAAGCUCCUUUCCAAACACAAAAGCAAGAACAAACUGAAUGGUGCUUCAGCAGAACCAUACCUAUAGUACGGAACUCUCUCUGAUGGGACACUUGUGCGUCAGUUGACCAUUUGUUUACAGAGCAGUACUAGAGAAUGCAAAUAUGGCUGAUGAUGUGCAUAAAAUGAUGUUCACUUAAUACAGUGGUCCAAAAAUAAACAGAAAGUUUGGGGGCAGGUGCUGCUUAUUUUUCUUCCUGAUUAUAAAGUUGCUUCUCCAAAUACAAGCAGUGCUACUUGUAUCAUGACAGCUUUUGGAGGAUCGUGUGGUGUAUUCUAGAAGAUGAGAGAGGAUGGGGAAUGGUGCAGGUGGGAAGACCUGCAUAUAGGCACCUAGUUUAUAUUAAUGGGGAGCUAAGAGAUGAAAGCUCAUACUUGCUAUAUGACUUAACCACUGUAAGGAAAGAAGAUACCACUGUGCUUCCUUAACUGCAGGCUGGAAUAACAGCAACACAAAGUUUCAACUUGUUUUUCUAAAGAGGCCAAAAGGGAAAAGAGUCUCAGAUCCAGUUUGUAUUGUAAUUUGGAAAUGGGUGAGUUUUCAGAAGCAGAACUAAAAUGCUGAUUAAGGUAUCCUAAUGUAAUGACUGGAGCCUGCUGAAAUAACUGCUCAGUCCAUGUAGGUGGAGAGAUCCCUUUCAUGUUAGCCAUAAAUCAAUCAAUUAUGCAAUUGUAUGUAUUAGCAUAUUGUUUAAUGUUCUGUGCAUAAGUUAUGCUUAAAGAGACAUAACUUUUUUAAAAGUUCAUCUGUGUCUACUUGCAAACAAAGCAGUUAAAAAUUCUUACAUGUAGAAUUUUUCUUUCCUGUGUAAAAAGCUGUGUUGCUAAUGCAAAAGCCUAUCUUAGGGGCUCUAAUUUUGUCUCCCAAGUACUUGAUAGACAAGUAUAUUAUCCAUCAUGUCAAAUGCAAAGCUAGGGGCAAUAAGUGAUGACUAGAGCAUAUUUAACCCUAUAAUGCUUUUCAUUAGACAGCUUGUUUUACUUGCCAAACACUUAUGGAGAUCUUGCAAAAGGCAGUUGUGGAAAAAUAGUUUAAAAUAAUAAUAAUACCAAUUUCCUUAGUUGUCUUUCAGUUUCUAGCUCUACCAGUGUUGUCAUGUGGUGACUGGGUGAGCUUUUUAAACUUUUUUCCUCAUUAAAUAUUGCAUCUGAUUCCUUUAAAUUAAAAGGAAGAAAAUGAUGAAAGUAGUAAAGGCGUAGUUCUUGUUUUGGCUAUUGAGAAAGGUAAAAUGUCAGUCAGUAUUUCACAGGUGCCAUAUCCCGUGCAUACCUGUACUUUUGCAUCCUCUACAUUCCUACAGAGGACAAAGAACCAAGCCUGUUCUCUUUAGCCAAGAAAAGCAUCCAUUCCCUCUAAAUUACUGAUGUGAAUGGGUGAUAGAUUUAUGCCUGCUUUGCCAAAAGUUUUUCCCCUCCCAGUUCCUCUCUUUAGGACACCCAACACUGUGGCACAUAUUUGGGCUUUUGGCUUAAACCAUCCUUCAGAAAUAAAAAGUCACUGAAGAAGAGAAACACAAAACUUCUGAUGGUCUCUAGAUCCUCCUGGGUAAAUACUUUUAAAAGGAAUAUAAACAUAGAAGGGUUUUGGUUUCUGUCAGAAUCUUUUCGCUGAGCCUGUUGGUGAGUACUGUUUAUGUGUAACCUUCCGAAAGCACUGUGGUAGUACAGCAGUCCAGGCUAUGAAAUGGUUGUGUGUUUAAGCAUGCUGCAUAUUAUCAAACCCUUUUAAGGCAUUUUAAUAUUCUGCAUCUUGAAAACUGAUUACAAAUGAGUCUUACAGAGCUGUAACAAGCUUAGACAUCUCAGUUCAGUAAUACAGGUUUAUCCAGCUUGGAUGUGCUUGAACACUUCCAUUUGUUAUUAAUUUAAUACAAAGUAGAAAUUUCUUCCUUUGUUCUACAGUAGUUUAUGGUAUUAGAAUUAAAACACUUGAUGUUAUGUUCUCUCAACAUACACUUUUCCCCUUGGCUCUACUAGAAGCUCUUUGCAUUGCAGGACAAGGUGAGGGGUCAAAUCCCUGUCAUGCUUUAAAUAUUCAGCCUUGUUUGAUAAAUUAAAAAGAAAAUGACAAUGGGUCAUUAAAUUCAAUAAAAUAACAUGAGACUGAGCUCCCUGGGUAGCACCCCCUUAGACUAAAAGCCAAGUGCUGUGAGAUUAGGGAAGGUAAUAAGGGAAGCAUGUAACAUUAUCUGAAGUUUGCUUAUGGGGUUUUGGUUUAUGGAAGCUUUAUUGUGUACUGUAGAAUGGAGUGGAAAUAACACUGAAGAACUUGCAGUAUACAGGAGCAGAGUUUGCUUAUAACUUACUCUGAAGAACCAGAUACACACUGAAGAAGUGGCUUUUUGGUUCUUCUUUCUUAAGGUCUUGGUCAUUGCCUAAAUGUGUGUCUUGGUGGUCACUACAGACUGUGUGAUGGUUUUUGCUGGCAUAUGUUGAGAGAAUGACUUCUUAAGAUGAGGAAAACAAGGCAUUUGGGGUAAAAAGGGAAUCUUGUUUUCUAAUUGCCUCCACUCUUCAGGAAAAUAAACAUUGUUUGAUUUGAUGUUUGACCUCUAUGUCAGGCCAGUGCGUAGCUCACCACUUUCUACCCCUCUACAAAUACUUUGUUUCCUGUUGUAAAAACAAGCUAAGAUACUAAACACAAAGGGCCAGUUGAGUUGCUCAGUCAGGACAGCCCCGAAGGCCUGCAGUUUCCCCUUCCAAAAUAAUUAGAUUGUCAUUUAAGAUCAGGAGAUCUGAUUAUGCACAUUUGUUGUGUACUGGUAUUUAGAUCAGCAUGAGAUGAGUUCUGGCUACCAGUGGAAGCUACGCUACAGGCUUGGGUUGGAAGGACUGGAUUUGUAAGCUGGUAUAGGUAACACUGAGGUGUAUUCUGUCAGCUGCUGCAUAAUACUUCUUCAUGUGUGGUUGUAUGAAGGAUGCCAGAGGGAAUCAUAUUGCUCUUUUAUGUUGUGCAGUCUUCAUCGUUUUAGUAACUAUACACUAGAACAGUAAAACAAAUGUCCAUGUGACAUUACAGUGAAAACUGUUUUCUGCUUUCUAAUUUAAUUACUUUAGAACAGUAGCUUGGAAACAACCUGUGAAAUCUUCCUUCAUUUUUGCCUCUUUUCUUACACUUUUAUGCUUCUAGAUGUUCUGUACAGCAAUGAAGGCCUGGUAUUUAUUUUAUGAGGGCUAAGAGAUGAAGGUUUGCUUUUCUUUUCUGCAUGUAGUUGAGCCUUCUUGAUCUGUGUUUGUGGUUUGCUCCAUGCAUUUUAGCUUUUUGUUUGCCUUAAUGAAUGCAACAUGCAUCCUUAUCUAACCAAGAUUUGUCUUGGCUUUAGUGUGAAUUUUGACCAAGGAAGCAGUAUGAGGAUUUAUUUCUCAUUGUAGAUUGAACAAAACUACCAAGUAUCUGAAGUAUGAAUACAAGCAGGGUAACUUCUUUAAAGCGACAGAUCACUUUAAAAAUUACUUGAAAGAGGAUGGGAUCCUUUAUCCCUUCAUCACUGGUAUUUCAUGUCUGAGUCAUCCUAGGAAGAAAGCACAGUCAUUUCACUUUUAACUAUAUCUAAAACUUGUGAAUCUUAGGUGACAUGAAAGAGAAGUAAUGCCAUUGUGGAAAGAUAGUCAUAUUUAUUUAAAGAGCAAAACAGCUUUGACAAACUUCACCUUAAUGCACUGGUUAUAAACUGUGCAAGCAUGAAGACUGUGUUUACUGUCUUGCUCUUGAGAGGACUUGGCCUUGCAAUGCUGAUUUUUUUGGAGGUACUCCACUACCUGGAAAUGAUACCAGUUUUGAGGAUCAGUGAACUUUUACACCAUUUCCUGCCACUGCAUCUCCUUGCUGGUUCUUGGUGGUUUUCAAAUGGAAGCUUUCUGCUCUGUGUUUCUUGUAAAGUUUUGGUGGUCUUGAUAUGCAAAUUUUCAUAGGGAGAAAACAAAGUCAACUACAUACAUACUACCAAAUGCAUAUGGGGGAGCAAAUAAGACUCUUGCUCCUGUUUAACAUCGUUUUCAGCUCUGGUAGCUCAAGGUGUCACAAGGAGCAAGAGCUAUAUACAAGAUGGGAGCCACACAGCUUGUUUAGUUUAGUUUAUUGCAGUUUUUGAAUUGUAGAUCUGAAGUUUGAGGUAAGUGUUUAUCCUGAUACAGAAUUAAGUAUACCACAGCUCCAGGCUAAAACAUUGCCAGUGUGGGAGGGAUCAGCUGACCUCAUGCUUUGACCUCUGCAGGACCUAAUUGGAUUUUUUCAUGUAUUUAAAGUCAGCAUAGGCUUCUGUACAGUGCUAAGCUACAGCCUUGGUGACAAAACGAGUCUUAUUUACAACAAGGGUGAUUAAGUUAAGGGUGAACAAUAUAAUUUCACUCAGGAUAUCUAAACUGUUACUAUGCAAGAUACUGGCAUGGUGUGAAAAAAGCUGGGAAGGAUGACUCUGAGGUCUUUCCAGUACUCUGUAUUUCCCAAUAAUGUAUUAUACUCUGAUAUUCCAGGCGAGGUAAAACAAGUUUUUCUAGCAUUCUUCUAUGAUAGUCACUAAUUCUGUGUGAGGUUUGAUUUCUUCUUCUUUUUUUCCCCCUCUGUGUACACAAAAUUCUGUUGGUGCAGUUAAGAAAUCUCUGAUGUACAGAUUUAUUAUAUCACUAAAAUGCCUGAGAAAAGGAUUUUUUAAAGAAAUAACUACUGCUGUACAAACAAUAAAGAGCCAAUUGUCUCUG
This is a messenger RNA of Pogoniulus pusillus (Red-fronted tinkerbird), 6920 nucleotides long. It is a transcript of the gene C2CD2, whose product is annotated as C2 calcium dependent domain containing 2. The transcript is spliced from 14 exons. The coding region runs from base 142 to 2250 and encodes 702 amino acids. The record is from RefSeq and is a predicted model, not a curated record. Lineage: Eukaryota; Metazoa; Chordata; Aves; Piciformes; Lybiidae.